GCCCAGGCCCAGCGGCAGCGCUUCGUCCGAUUCAGGCUUCCCGUCCCCGUAGAAAUUGACCCGUCCGCCAGGGUGGAUAGAUAAUCUUGAAGCCAUACGCGGCGAGAAAUUACUACUCUUCAAACGCGCGAUGAUUUCGGCGUUAAUCUUGGUUCCCGAUUCAGCGUGGGGUCAAAUGCGGGGCCUCCUUCCUAGUCCAAUAGUCCUUCCAUUCCCAUGGCGCGCGCUAUGAUUUCUUGCCAAAUCCCUCGCGCCGUUGCCUCAUAGAGCUGCGAUCCCCCCGGGUCGUCUCGUCUCCUCUCCUCUCUCCACUCGCAUCGCUUACUUCUCCCUCCCCUGCUCCUCCUGCCGCCGCCGCCGCCGCAUCCAGUUGCCGUCCCGUGGCUCCUCCACUGAGGCGCAAAGAGGCCAAUGGGUUUGGUUCGGUCCAUUGGCUCCACGUAGGCGCAUGGCUCGCUCACUGCAGAUGCCCUGCCUAACCCCGCAAUUCGUCGCCGGUUGCUGAUCAGUCGAGCUCCUGAUUUGGAGCUUUUUGGGGGAUUUUCCUGGGGCCCAGGGGCGUGUUUCGUUUGCUGCCGGGUUUGGCCGUGCAUUAAUAGCCGCUUCCUUGUGAUAGUCCUCUCCCUCCCUCCCCUCCCCUCUCCUCUCUCUCUCUCUCUCUCUCUCUCUCUCUCUCUCGUGUCCUCGCUUCUGUUCUGGGGUGCGGCAUUCUGGUUGCGGCAACAAGAGUUCUUGGAAAGGUUCUGAUGGGUUGCUUCGGGUGCUUCGCACCGGAGGCGGAGGAGGGAGACGAGGACCACAAGCCCUCCAAGCCCGAUGAUUCAUCAGGGGCUGAUGCGAGGAGGAAGGUGGCCCCGGAUGUGUCAAACGGCUACGCACACAGCUUCACCUUCAAGGAUCUGCUUGUGGCGACCGGCUACUUCAACGAGGCCAAUUUCAUUGGAGAAGGUGGAUUUGGGAAGGUGUAUAAAGGCAAGAUCAAUGGCCAGAUGGUUGCAGUGAAGCAGCUCGCUCAAGAUGGUGUGCAGGGGAGGAACGAAUUCUUGGUGGAGGUGCUCAUGUUGACUGUGCUCAACCAUCCCAAUCUAGUCAGCUUGGUUGGGUUCUGCGCGCAGGGGGACGAGAGGCUUCUCGUAUACGAGUACAUGCCGUUCGGCAGCCUGGAGAGCCAUUUGUUUGAUGUGCCUCUUGGCAAGAAACCACUUGAUUGGAAUACACGUGUGAGGAUAGCUGUUGGAGUAGCAGAAGGGCUUUCUUACUUGCACAAUGUAGCUGAUCCACCUGUCAUUUACCGUGAUAUGAAAGCUGCUAAUAUUCUGCUGGGUGAGGAUUUCAGUCCGAAGCUUUCUGACUUUGGACUUGCAAAAGUCGGACCAGUUGGUGACAGAACUCAUGUCUCCACAAGAGUUAUGGGUACCUAUGGCUACUGUGCUCCUGACUAUGUUGUGAGUGGUAAACUUACCAUGAAAUCGGACAUCUACAGUUUUGGUGUUCUUCUAUUGGAACUGAUAACUGGCAGGAGGAUUUAUGAUGCAUCAAGGCCUAAACCAGAGCAAAGUUUGCUAACAUGGUCAAGGCCAUUUCUGCAUGACAAGAGGAAGUUCUACCGACUUGCUGAUCCGGCUCUGCUGGGCUGCUACCCGUCAUCGGCUCUGAACCAGUUAGUUGUGAUCAGCAUAAUGUGUCUCCAGGACCAGGCCCAUGUCCGCCCAAUCAUCGCUGAUGUUGUGAUAGGCCUGAACCAUGUUUCAAGCCAGCCAUAUGCGCCUGAGCGCCCGCCAGUAGCUAUAAGCUCCCCUGCGAACAGCGGGUCACCACAGUUCGUCCGCACUCCAUCCAGAAGGAGAAGUGGUAGGAGGACUUCACAGUAUGCGUAGCCAAGAUUGACUGCUUGUCUAGAAGAAGAGCAAGAUAUCUCAAUCAGAUGAGACCGUUAGGGCUGUUGACACUGAAGCCGUCAAAUUCCAUGUAGUCUGAGCCUUUUUGAUCGAGGAAGCGGUCUGGAGUGACCUGCUUGACAAGAGUUCUAGUAUCUUCUAUGUGGCAGAUGGUAGGAGUUCAAGCUGACAAUGACUAUUGCUCUUUUCCUGUGCUUUAUUGUUUUCAGUUUUAAGUUCUGUAGCCAGUGUACAUAGGAUCAGUUCCUUCUGCGGGGUAAACAAGUGCAUCGUCAGUCCAGGUAGAAAAGGGCAAGUGUGUGUGACCCCCUAUUGGGAUGUUCAUCAAGUUACCAGUCAUGUACAAAAGUUCUCAUGGUUGGUCCAUGUUGGCCAGUAGGCACAAUAAGUAAUUCACAAUGGUCGGUUUAGUUGAAAAGGCAGAAGAUUAUCAAAUGUUGGAUAUUUUUUUA
Panicum virgatum (switchgrass) is the source of this 2350-nucleotide messenger RNA. Its product is annotated as probable serine/threonine-protein kinase PBL21. The transcript has 5 exons. Gene Ontology annotation, molecular function: ATP binding; protein kinase activity. NCBI's taxonomy places the organism in Eukaryota, Viridiplantae, Streptophyta, Magnoliopsida, Poales, Poaceae. The record is from RefSeq and is a predicted model, not a curated record. The coding region runs from base 747 to 1877 and encodes 376 amino acids. Gene Ontology annotation, biological process: protein phosphorylation.